GAGGAGGGGCGAUCUCUAUCGUUGGUGUGAAUUGUUCUAGAGGAUCUCACCAUUGAGAUCUAACCGUGAACGGAAUGGAGAAUCGAAACAAUGCAAGAAGAUGAUUGAAGCGAACAACGAGGGAUGGCUGAAGCUCAAAGCUUGACGGACUCCUCUUCCGACGCGAAUCCGAACCCCUGUCCCAUUUGUCUAGCACCAGUCACUCAAGAUUCUUAUUUGGACCAAUGUUUCCAUAAAUUUUGCUAUAAUUGCAUCAUAAGAUGGACUAACACAAUUGCAAGAAAGCAGUCCCGUGCACCUUCAUCGUUGAAGUGCCCAUUGUGCAAGACAGAGAACUCUUCGAUUAUUUAUGGAUAUGAUGGAACUUCUUUUCAACAGCAUUAUGUUGGUAAAGAUAUGGGGAAUAGUGAAUUCUUUUCAGAAGCCCACAGGUAUAGAUUGAAAUGCUACUACACGGAACCAGGUAAUAUAGCAGAUAAGCUACAUGUAUCACGUUAUUGGAAGUUUUGCAAGUAUCUACAGCAGAACCGUUUUCUGCCAGACUGGUUAAGAAGGGAAAUUCAGGCUGUCAUGCAGGAGGAGGAUGUAGACAUUAUCAUGCAUCACAUACUUGGUGUGAUUGAGUCAUUGAGAAGUGAUUGGUUAAAAACGUCAAGACCUUCAACUGAAAUGGUGCAAGAAGAGUUCAGAAUGGUGCUAUCAAAAGCAGUUAGACCUUUUCUAACAGGUAGAACCGAAAAAUUUGUCAAUGAGUUAGAGCUGUUUCUGGCCUCAGGUCUGAAUAUUGAUGCCUUUGAUAAAGCCUAUAUCAAGCAUUUAGGUUGGAGAAUUCCUGAAAUAAAUGAAAAUGACGAUGGAGAACCACUUGAGCAUACAUCUGUACUUCCGUGCUUGUACAUCCUUGAUGAAGAUUCUGAUGGAAAUUGAGCAUUUUCGCCUUAAUAAUUUCUUUUUUUGUCUCACAUAAGGAAAUGGUUUUCGUUUUGAGGCAAAUAAAUCUCAGUUGUUACAAGUAAAAUGUUGUCUUUUCUGUGUCUUCUUAAUGUUAAUUGUCCAUAGCCUGUCCCUGGACCUUCUGGAAAAAUAAUACAAAAAAGCAUUUUGAUGCCUGCUAA
This is a messenger RNA of Sesamum indicum (sesame), 1115 nucleotides long. Its product is annotated as RING/U-box superfamily protein. Gene Ontology annotation, molecular function: metal ion binding. NCBI's taxonomy places the organism in Eukaryota, Viridiplantae, Streptophyta, Magnoliopsida, Lamiales, Pedaliaceae. The record is from RefSeq and is a predicted model, not a curated record.